Molecule: messenger RNA, 1359 nt
Organism: Malania oleifera
Lineage: Eukaryota; Viridiplantae; Streptophyta; Magnoliopsida; Santalales; Ximeniaceae
Product: chlorophyll a-b binding protein CP26, chloroplastic
Exons: 5
Coding region: 294-1184 (296 amino acids)
Biological process (GO): photosynthesis, light harvesting in photosystem I; response to light stimulus
Cellular component (GO): chloroplast thylakoid membrane; plastoglobule
Source: RefSeq, a predicted model, not a curated record
AUUGGGAGAGAUUGGGCUAUCCGAAUUCCAAACCCACAAUACCUGAGCAGGAGUGUUGAAAUCUCCCACGUCAGCACAUCAUCCGCCACCUCAUACUCCCUGCCCUAUAGAACACCACUAUCAGAUUACACAUUUAUUAAUUCAUAUAUAUAUAUAUAUAUAUAGCCCCACACACACGCACCACACGCUACACUCUCCAAUUCUCACCACCGCUGCGCGAGUACCCUCUCCCCCUCCAGACUAACGUUGCAUUCAUCUAUCAAUUAAACUAAGAUAAGAUUAGAUUAGAUUAGAUGGCUUCCCUGGCAGCAUCGAGGGCGGCUGCCGCCAUCGGCGUGUCGGAAAUGAUGGGAAACCCUCUCAACUUCAAUUACUUCAACGGUGGCUGCAGCAGCCCCCAUGCCCACCCAAAGACCACCCUGCAAGUCCAAGCACUUUUCUCUAGGAAGAAAGCGCCCCCACCUCCUCCCAAGACGAAACCUGGCGCCGCCGCCUCUCCUGCCAUUGAUGACGAGCUCGCCAAGUGGUAUGGUCCCGACAGAAGGAUUUUCUUGCCGGAAGGACUGUUGGAUCGGUCGGAGAUUCCAGAGUACCUAACCGGAGAAGUACCCGGAGAUUACGGUUACGAUCCAUUUGGGCUUAGCAAGAAACCAGAUGACUUCGCCAAGUAUCAGGCAUAUGAACUGAUUCAUGCUCGGUGGGCAAUGCUGGGAGCAGCUGGUUUCAUCAUCCCAGAGGCCUUCAACAAAUAUGGCGCCAACUGCGGUCCCGAAGCAGUCUGGUUCAAGACUGGAGCCUUACUGUUAGAUGGAAACACGCUGAAUUACUUCGGAAAGAACAUCCCAAUCAAUCUGGUAGUGGCAGUGGCGGCGGAGAUUGUUCUGGUUGGGGGGGCCGAGUACUAUAGAAUCACCAAUGGGUUGGAUCUGGAGGACAAGCUUCACCCAGGAGGUCCGUUUGAUCCGCUGGGGCUGGCCAAGGACCCUGACCAAGCUGCUAUUCUCAAGGUGAAGGAGAUCAAGAAUGGGAGGCUCGCAAUGUUCGCCAUGCUCGGUUUCUUUCUUCAAGCUUACGUCACUGGUGAAGGUCCUGUUGAAAACUUGGCCAAGCAUCUAUCCGAUCCUUUUGCCAACAACUUGCUCACUGUUAUUUCUGGAUCCGUCGAGAGGGCUCCCACCCUCUGAACUCUCUCAUCUCAUCCAUUCUCCUUUUUUAUCAGAUCUCUCAAAAGACCUCCAUCCAUGAACUUUUCCUUUCAUUUAAUUUGAAGCUAGCUACCUAUCUAGGUAUGCAUGUAAACCUGUAAACUUCUCAGUAACUCUUAAUUAUAAUUAAUCUGCACUUCAUCCAUCAUGAAAA